Bombyx mori (domestic silkworm) is the source of this 5999-nucleotide messenger RNA. RefSeq names its product AN1-type zinc finger protein 4. Lineage: Eukaryota; Metazoa; Arthropoda; Insecta; Lepidoptera; Bombycidae. Gene Ontology annotation, molecular function: zinc ion binding; protein binding. The coding region runs from base 368 to 1516 and encodes 382 amino acids. The record is from RefSeq and is a predicted model, not a curated record. The transcript is spliced from 7 exons.
GACAUUCUCAUUCAUUUUUUGACAGUUGACAUCUAAAAAUUUGUAACUUUUUUUAAUAAUCUGUGGUAUUUCAUUCAAGUUCCACUCUUCAAUCAAAAGAAAAAAAAUACGUCUGUCAUUCACGACCAAUUUAUUUUCGUGUUUUAUAAUUAAUUUUGUUUGCUAUAUAUUUAGAUUUGCAUGUAAAUUUUUGUUAUUUCGCUAAUAGUGUUAGCAUAAAAGAUAAUAGAAAAAACAUGAACCGUUUUUGUUCACGAUCGUCGACGUAACGUUAAUUUGUUUCGUCGUUGUGUGAUCGUGUCUUGUGAUUCGAACGUUUCCGUGAAGUGCAAUGUGGUGCAGAUAGCUUGGUCUUAUAGUGUGUGAAAUGUCACAACAUGGAUGCCCUGAGAGACUUUCGAGUAGAUCGAAGGGAUUCCAGGAAGAAGGUGGUCAGGCCACGAUGGAGGUGCUGGUGGAGACGCUCACGGGUACUGCUUUUGAAAUGACCGUGUCACCAUCGGACACCGUGUUCGCGAUAAAGUCGAAGAUAUUUAGAGUAGAAGGUAUUCCCGUAUCACAACAGCACCUAGUCUACAAUCUAAAGGAGUUGGAGAACUGGUCGUCACUCGGCGAGCACGCCAUCGGGGCCGGAGCGAGAUUGCGCCUCGUGCUGGGCAUGAGGGGAGGCCCCGUCGCGACCAGGAGACUGCCCCCUCCGGAACCAUGGAGGGACAUUGAGAGAAUGCUCGAUACUGACAGAGACGAAGGGGCAAGUUCAAGUCGCGAAGGUGGCUGUAAGAUGACGGUGCUGGUGUUCCGAGACGGUGAGCGCGUGAGCAUGCUCAGCGUCAGAGAGAACCGCGACGGAACGUAUUCGCCGCUGGACCACAACAAGUGUCCACGAGUGAGCGAGGUCAGUCACCUGCCGGAUAAGGAGUACAGUUUAGUGGAGGGUCCUUGUCGGGGGGCGCUGCACGACAACGCGGUGACGAUGGGCAAGAUGAUGGAUCUGCGGCGCAGGAUGGAGACCCUCACGCUGACGCGGCCGCAGCUAGCGGCCAGGAACGAUAAAGCGGACAUACAAAAGACUCGAAGCGAAGAGACGCUGUCCCGUCAGUACGAGACGCAGCCGGACACGUUCACGCCGACCUACGACGGAGCCUACACUGGAUACGAAUACGAACCUAAUUUCCCCGAAAGAGGCGUGCUGGGCGCGUGGCUGUCGUCGUCCACGUCGCGGCUGGAGACGCUGGGCGCGCUGCCGGCGCUGAGCCGCCACGCCAACCGCGAGCACCUGCACCUCAGCGACGACCUGCUGCACCGCCCGCCGCCCGACAAGAAGCCGCCCCGCCUGCGCUGCGCCUUCUGCAAGAAGCGCCUCAGCAUCGCCACCGUGCACAAGUGCCGCUGCGGGGCCAGCUUCUGCGCGCCGCACAGAUACGCAGAGGUCCACGGCUGCGCUUACGACUACAAGGCGCGGCCCCACCCCGGCCUCGGCACCGCGCUGCUCGCGCCCAAGCUGCCCAAGAUAUAGUACAGUCCAGCUCUACAUACCGACGGUCCAAUUUUUAGUCUUACGCAUAUUGAUAGUUCGAAAGUUUAGGUUCGCUGCGGCCGUGUCGCCGGAGAGUGACGCGAGACGAUAGCCGAAGCUGACAACGGAACAAUAGAUAAUUGUUAUCUAUAUUGUAAUUUCGUUUUUACACAACAAUAUACUGUAAAUCUAAAUGAAUUAAGAUUCAAAUUUCAAUAACACUUAGAUUUUUCAUUGUUCAAAGAAUUUUCAGUUUAAAAUAAAAGUGUAAUCCUUUUUUACACCAUUAAAAAAAAUAUAGCCUCCUCUUUUUGGGACACCUUUGUUAAAUUUAUUAUAUAAUCUGUGAAAUAUUUUUUUUUUAAAUUACGAACUACUCGUUGGUACCUACGCCGUGAAGGAAUCCACAAUGAGACUUCCGCUUUCGAAUUUCGAAAUUCGAAACCACGUCCGUCCCGCUCUCGCACGUGGCGCUGACACUCAGCGAGAGAGAGCAGGACGCACGAUAUUUUUAUUACGCAUUUGUAAUGAAGCGUUUUAGCUAAAUGCUUAAAAGAUUAUAUAGACUAGGAGUUGAGACCGUCCUUUGUAACGUUAUGUAGAUGUGACGUGAUACUGACGUCACAUGAAUAUUGUUUCGGGGCGAGUAUUGCGAAACUUGUCCGUUGAAAUAUCUAUAUGCAAUUUUCAUUAACAGUGCUGUCUGUUUGUUGUGUAACAAGAUGAGGUAUUUGAUAUUUUUGAAGGAUAUCUGCCGCCUGUUACACCAAUCAAUUGGAUUUAUUUCGACCUCAAGUUCGACCACUCGCACCUCAAGCAAGGUUCACGUUUCGUCUAUAUCGCUCUAUAUACAAUUUUACGAAGAAAAAAUAAUCGUAUGUUAUUGAUGAAUGUUAUUAGAAAUCGUUUUUUUUAUGAUAAAAAUCGAUUUUUGUAAUAAAAAUGUAAAAAAAAAAAUUCGCACGUCUCGAUAGAAAAAUUCACGGUUUUCUCGGUGUUGUUAAUGAUUUUUUUAACUUUUUUUUUUCGUGUUAAAUUUCUAAAUGAUUAAUUCAUACACGAUGAUAAGAAGAUUAUACUAAUACUAUUAUUAUUAUAAUUAUAAUUGUAAAUAUGAAAUGGUUAUUGUGCGUUGUAUGCGGGGAAUGAGAUUAUCCAAAACAGAACGAAGUAUUUUUGCGUGGUUCUGUUUUGCUUAAACACAUUUUUCUUUUGUGAUAAAAUUGUUAUAUAUGCAAAAAAAAUUUUUUUUUGAGAACUAGAAUUGGAUUUUGUAAUGUUUUUUUUUUUGUGCCGGAUUCGCUUGUUAUUAUUUUGAGCUCGUGUGAAUGAGACAGGUAUGGUCUGACCAAAUUGGAGACAUUGUGUACUGUGUUAUGAUAGUCGAAAUACUAACGUCGUUUUAAAUCGCGAGCCCGCACGGCCGGGCACCACCGUCCUGCCUGUUUCUGCAUCUGCGUCAGACGGUUCUACUCUACGGACCGGAACACUAGCACCGACCCGGUCAGUCCUGAAGGAUAUCCAACAAGUUCCUGAUAAAUAGACUUAUAAAGAUUUAGAGCCGUCCGUUUCUUGCGUGCGUAUACACGAUGCCGGAGAUGUUCACGUACACCAACGGAAUUUCGCUGUAUACCAUGAGGUCGAAGUCUCAAUGGCUUUGCAGUGUUGCAACGAACGCGUGUAUGCUCCACGACGCCGCGCUUGGGGCAGCUCGUGCGCGGGAGGUGGUGGGGAGGGUUGGGGGAGGGGCGUAUUAACUCCUCGAGACACGACCGGCCUCUAUAUAAAUGUGAUAAUGUUAUGAAAUAAAAUACGAUUAAAAAUGCUAUUUAAAUAAUAUUAUGCCAUUUGUGUGUGUUUCUUUUUUUUUUGUAAUUAAAAAUAUUUGAAAGGAAAAAAAAAUUAAUAAAAAAAUUAACUUUGCACGGAUUAUUAUUAAUACGUAAAAAUAAUGCAAUAAUAUUUACGUAAACCUCGAAAGAAAAAUCAAUCAUUAAUAUUAUUUUGUAACUAUAAUGAUACGUGGAAUUUUGUUUUGCAAAUUAGAGCAGUUAAAGUCAGUUUUUCAUUUGAGGAUGACAUAGAGAGCUAUUAGGCGCUAUUCGACAAUACGACCAGGACCUCCAAGGGAAAACGUCGUGAUUUUGUGUUAGCUAGAUGUUUUUUUUUUAUAACGCCAUCUUGUUCUGUCUUUAAAGCGAUUAGUUGCACUCAAUUAAGAAAAAAUAGUAUUAUUAUUCGCCAAUAGAUGUCGGGAAGAGUUGAUUAUUGAAAACACGAAUAAAACAAAAUUUUCUGAAAAUAAAUCGUAGCUAGAUCGUUUUAUCGAAAUCCCCUGUAUACUAAAUUUUAUGAAAAUCGUUGGAGCCGUUUUCGAGAUUCAGAUUAUAUAUAUAUAUAUGUACAAGAAUUGCUCGUUUAAAGGUAUAAGAUCAAAUAAAUUCGUCACGCGGUACAUACAGAAUUCAUUUAUCUACUUUGAGCUCUGAUCCCGGCAGCCUCUUCAUAGCAUCCAAGCAGCCUUUCUCAUAUACAACAUGAAAGAACAUGAUAAUGAUUCGUCGCUGGUGGGUGAGCUCCGAACCUCAUCCUGGGAGUGCUUGCUAAAGUUAACAGUCACACAAAAUCAUUACCUUGGUAACAUAUAAAAUUGUCAAUGGCUGGCAAUGUUGUUGAGGAGCUUAAAUUUGAAUAAGGGAAAAAUUUUGUUUCAAUAAAAGUUUUAUAUGAGAGUUGUCUGUCUUAACAAAUUGGAUAAAAAAUAAGGGAAUUGAUGAGUAUUUGAUCUUAGCAAAUAAAGCAACGGAUGAUUCAAGAUUUCAACCGCGUUUUUAUUGUAAUUAUACGAAAUUUUGCCGACUUCGAUUCUCUCAAAAGGGGUGAAAUUCGCGUAUGUAUAAACAUUGGUGUGAAUACGCAAUAAAUGUAGACACUCGUGGGUUUUAUAGUUACAAGCCGGCAGAGGGCAUUGCUACUACGAAACUAUCUAUGUAGUCUGUGCUAUAAAUUCGAAUUAUGCCGGAAUUUCUCUCGACUAUCAAACUGAAGCUGACGACUGUCUAAGGGUGCCUGUCAACUGGAGCGGAGCGAGGCAGCGGAGUGGAGAAACAGAGAAAUAUUAACCAAUCUCCUCCUCCGUACGUCGUGUUCCUCAGUGCUGAGGAUCGUAACCUUUACAGAAUACAUACGUAAAGGUUUUCUUGGGAAAAUUGCUAGUGGUGGGUUCCCGCGUCCUUCCACAGCAGAAUUUCAGAGGCGAUCUAGUUCCUCUGGGUUACUGAAGCCCUAAUUCGGGUUAGUUGCUCGGCGUUAUAUUUUUACGGCCCAGUAGGUGGCAUACCGACGCCAACCCUUCUCUUUUCUCAUCCGGGCUUGGGACCGGCAAUGGCAGGAUUGCAAAAUGAUUUUGUGCAAUCUUAUUGGUUAAUAUUUCUCCGUUUCUCCGUUCCGCUCCGGUGGACAGGCACGCGUAUACUCCGCCAGUGAGACUAAACGAGGUAGAAAGCAUCGAGGAAGGAGAUAAAUAAAAAGGUAAUGCUGCUGCUAUACGAUUUAAGUGCAUACAGUAGGUAGCACGGGUCGCGUUCUUGAUGGUUAGGUCGACAGCUUCAUUUAGGAUCUUCUAACUUAGAACGACAUAAUGGCAAAGACACCGAUUAGCAACAGCUCAGCUACCCAGUAAUAUGCUUAUUGACAGCGGCCAAACAAUACGGUGAUUAUGUGGGAACAGUUUCAGUCAAACGAGUUUUUUUUUUUAAAUAUGACAAUCUGUUGUGGCCGGUUGUCUUUUUUUUUGAUAAAUUUAAAUUUUUUUGGCUGUACGUGCUAUUACGUUAUAGUUUAAUUUUUUUUACAUUCAAUUGAAUUUUCUAUAUCAAUUUUUUCGUAUCAAUAAAGUCGGUCUCUGUGUUAAAACUUUAAUUAAUGAAUAUAAAUAGGUGAGUGAAAUGAAGCCGUCUUUGAGUUAAAAAGGAGCUUAGUCAAAUUUGUACUUUUAUCGUUAGCAAUGGCGUCACGAUGAUAUAGACGCGGUUUUAAUGUUAAUUGCCCAUUUUUCGCUUUAUAAAUAUACAAAUUAUUCUUAACUGGAUUCUUAGCUUGCAGGUAUUUUUUUCCGACGAGAUCGGGACUGAGUAUGUAUUAAUUUGCAUCGGCGCAAAAUGUCUUUUCACGUUAUGACGUUAUUUUAGAUUCAAGAACCGCAUUGUUUAAAGUUUCUGAAGUUCCGCAAAUGAUUUUCUUAAUUACUUCAUACUAAAAUCUUAUUAAAAAAAUAUAUUCUUUGUUGCAAAUAUUUGUCUACAGGUUACAAUUCUUGUCUUGCAUUUAAAAAAAAAUACUCCGGCCGAAUGUGUCUACAUUAGUUUUUCAUAGGAUUUGUAUAUUAUAAGUUUAUAUUUGUAUUAUAAAACGUGUAAUUUUUAAUUUUUGGUUAUGAUUAUUUUGGCAGUUUUCUUAAAUAAACUAUGAUGAUGAACGCGAA